Molecule: messenger RNA, 3040 nt
Organism: Serinus canaria (Common canary)
Lineage: Eukaryota; Metazoa; Chordata; Aves; Passeriformes; Fringillidae
Product: histone H1.8
Exons: 3
Coding region: 1960-2715 (251 amino acids)
Biological process (GO): negative regulation of DNA recombination; nucleosome assembly; chromosome condensation
Cellular component (GO): nucleus; nucleosome
Molecular function (GO): nucleosomal DNA binding; double-stranded DNA binding
Source: RefSeq, a predicted model, not a curated record
UUUAUUUUUAGUUCAGUUAUACAAAUAAGAUGUUUUUCUCACUGUUCAGUGUUAUCAACAUUUGAAACUAUUUUUGUACAUUAUUAUCCUCUCUGAUUUCUAAUCCUAUGCGGCUUUGCAAGGACUAAUAGGGAAUGUAUAGAGCCCGUGCAAGUUAAACCCUUAAUAAAGAGCAAUUUGCAAGUACAAUUCUCUCAUUAUUUUUUUUAUCGAUACUUCUGCAUAUUCAGUGAAAUCUAAAGAUUAGAGUUUUAUGAAUAAUUCAGUGUUUAGGCUGAUGUCUGAUUCAUGCUUUUCAAAUCUGGGAGGUGGUUUUGGAGGGAAGAGGAGGAAGGAUUCAGGGUUUAUUUGCUGUCCGUGAGGCUGUGCUUCACAGGAGUGUGGUGAUGCCUGGCACUGUGGUUCUCCUGCCCAUGGAGGACCAGCCCUGGCACAAGCCAGGCUGGCCCCAAGGCCUGGCCCCAAGCCCGCAGGCUGUCCCCAUACUGUGACACCUGGCUGCUGCUGGUAGUGCUAGGGGCAACAAGGGUUUGGGACCCUCCUGCCAGUUCAGCCAGGUGCCAGAGGCAUCACAGAGCUACCAGAGAGGUGAUGGAUGGAUCCAGGUUGAGGAAAUGCAAAUUCUGUGGUGCCAGCACCAGCAGCUCACUGUCCCCUUCCUGGGGAAUUCAGAAAUGGAGGGAUAAACAGGCUGGUGCUGCUCUGGGGAGGAGGAGGGCAUGUGGGGCUCCAGGCAAUGGGUCUAUCUCCCAGCUCCUUGCUCCAGACCUGGCUCCUCCUGGCACCUCAGCCAGGAUCUGGCCCUGGGCUCAAGACAUGGGUGCAGACCUUGACAAAGGUCUCCAUGGGCAGCGCUUUUCAGGUCCAUUGCUGUGGUCUGCUGAGAUGGCCAAGAGCCAGUUCUGCCUCAUGUAAUCCCACUUUACAACUUCCCCACGUUUACAACAGACAAUGCACACAAAACCCCUGUGAGUCCUGCGUGGAGUGGGAGGCCCCCACCACGGGGACAUUUGCAGUGGGGAUUGUUUCUACACCAGACUGGGUGGGGAAACAGUGGGGACUGUUUCUACACCAAAGAGCCAUUGGUGUUUUACUCAGGUUCUCCUCACUGCAUGGAGGGGUCAUGGAAGUGAUGUGGCUGCCCGUGUCCAAGGCUGGGAGUGCUCUCCCCUGAACAUGGGAUUCAGUGGGUGGGGGCAAAUUGUUAUCCUGCUUGUGACACCUGGGGAUGCUGGGUGAGAGUUGCUCCUCCUACCUCUGCUGGCUAACCAAGCAGCUCUUUAUUUUCCUCCUCUCACUUGUGAAAUCUUCUCCCCACGCCAUUUUCAGAGUCCCAUUUCCUAGUGAGUCCAUGCUUGGUAAGGGAGACAGCACAUCCCACUUCACCCUGGCAGUGGGUCUGUGUGGGCCCCAUGCUCUGGGCUGGUUCCCUGUGCACCCCACAGCAAGUGUUGUCAGAGAGCUGCAAUCCCAGCACCCCAACACCCACCUUGCAGCAGGUAGACACCUUUUGUCUGACUGUUCAGGGCACUCACCCUGCAAAGCCCCAUCACUCAUCCUUCUCCCUCCAGCCCCUCCCAAAGCUUUGGCAAAGGCCCUUCAGCUUCCAGACCCUGGCUUCCACCAAGGCUUUGACCACAGCAAUUAGCAGCUGCCAACCAGCACCUGCAGCCAGGCUGGUCAUCAGAUAAAUUGGAUGGAGGUGAGCUGGGUAUGGCAGUAGGGUUUGUGCUGCCUGUGACUGCCUGGGUUUGUGUGCUGCCAUGGAGCCUCAGCUGGGUAAGGGGUCAGCAAGUGCAAUGGGGUCCCUCAGAGCUGGAGUUUGGCUCAUGCUCUGGGCUAGGGUGGCUGUGCUUCUUGGGAGGGCUGCAGGGAUGAGCAGGGCUGUGGCACCUUGGCUUCUGGGGGCUUUGAGGCUGCUGGGGGUGUGAAUGCCUCAGGACCAGGCUUCAGUCCCAAAUGGUCCCUGUUCCAGCAGCCAAGGCCGCUGGCAUCGCCCCGCGCUGUCAGGCCCCGCACCCUCCAACCCUGCAGAUGGUCAAGGAGGCACUGCGGGCCCACGAUGAGAAGAAGGGUGCCUCUGUCGUUGCCAUCAAGCGUUUUAUCCUGACCAAGUACCCCAGUGUGGACCCCAUCCGCCUCAAGUACCUGCUGAAGCAGGCGCUGAGCAAGGGGCUGAGCUGCGGGGACCUGGUGCGGCCCCACAGGUCGACUGCUGUGGGGGCCACUGGCACCUUCAAGGUGAGCGAGGAUGCUGCAGCCACGGGGCUGGGGACAGGUGCUGGUGCCGCCAAGCAGCAGCCCAAGGUGAAGCCCGUGAAGGCCCAGCCACGAGCAGCAGAGAAGCCCAGGAGCAAUAGAGCGAAGCAUCCCCAAACUGCUGACCAGCCCCAGGCUCAUGGCCCGGGGCCUUCAGGGCCCCCAAAGGCUGCUGGCCACCGCCAGGCCCCCCAAAAAGGACACUCAGCUCCCAGCACAGCUCGGGCUGCUGAGAAGGCAGGAGGGAGCGAUAGCGACAGCUCUGCUAGUGCUGGGGCGAAGGCCCCCAGGGGAAAGAGCAAGGGGAAGAUGCCCAAGGGGGCACAGCAGGAUGCCCCCCAGGCACAAGGAGGUCAAGACAAGGCAAAGAAACCCCACGUGACUGCAAGAGCUGGGCAGGGGAAGGCUAGGAUGAAGAAGGCAGCCCCCCUAGCAGCAGACAGAAAGGCUCCAUAGGGAGCUUAGCCCUACUUCAGUUGGCCCCAGGCCCUUGGGGUCUGUGCUGGUUUCAGUCCCUAGGCCAGGUUUUAAUUCUGUAUUCACCUCAUCCUAAUAAAGCUUCUUUAUUUGCCUCAUGGAAUGGCAUGACUGUUGUGACCCUGUCCCUGAGUUCCAUCUCUCAGUGCCAAAAUCCCUCAGCCCUGUCUUCAACCUGCUCGGCAUGGCGGUAAGCUGAUGCUGCAGGCAGCUGCCUUGCUGCCUGCCUCCACGGAGAGGUUCUCUCUCUGUCCCCAUGUGUCCCCAGCUGCGGUGCCAAGGGCUGCUGGGCUUGGGGGCUGUG